Molecule: messenger RNA, 2313 nt
Organism: Lepus europaeus (European hare)
Lineage: Eukaryota; Metazoa; Chordata; Mammalia; Lagomorpha; Leporidae
Gene: CCDC175
Product: coiled-coil domain containing 175
Exons: 19
Coding region: 1-2313 (770 amino acids)
Source: RefSeq, a predicted model, not a curated record
AUGGCUUUGAGCUCCUGGACCAAAGAGCUUAUUGCGGCGGAGAAGCUGAUGCGGGAGGUGGCCGUCGCCACCGGCCCCUCCCUGGAGCUCUGCACCGUCCCCGCCAGCCUGGGCUCCUCGGUGGCGGCCGGCGCGCUGGAGCGGCUCUUUGCCGUGGAAAAAUCACUGAAAAGUGACUAUUUUAAAUGCAAUAAAGAAGCUGGAAUCUUUCUUAAGGACAUUUCUGUAGCCGUGAAGAAAUUGGAAGAAAUGAGAAGAGCCACAAUCGAUCUUCUGGAAAUUGAGAGCAUGGAAUUCAGCAGGCUGUACUUCCUGUUGGGAACUCUACCCAACACCAUUAACAAGGAAGUGGAAGAAUGUGUCAGAGAUGCCCGCAGAUUAAAUCUUCAGGAGAUCAAUGAAAUACGAGCAAAAAUCAGAAAGACGAAUAAUGAAAUAGAGUUUCUGAAGAUGAAAAUAAUUGAACUGGAAGAAGAAAAUGAAGACUUGGGUGAAAAGCAAGAAGAGCUGGCAGAGCGGUAUGAAAAGUUUGUCACGGCACUCAACUACGCGUUGGAAGAGAAAUCCACGGCCACUGUUUACAUAAGUGAGACUUACACCAGAAUCAGCUUUGAGAAAGAAGAAAUAGACUCAAUAAAAAAAUGCAUUAAAGAGGCAGAGGAGGAACUAGAAAAGCAAAAAGGAGAAUAUUUGACAAAAAAACAAGCUUUGACUGUACAGAUUGAAGAAUUCAAAAAAAUCUGUGAGCUUAAGAGAAAGGAGACUUACAAAAAGAAGAAAGAAUUGGAUAAAUUACUAGCUGAAAUGUCAAAAGUUAAAGAAAUAGUUACCAUCAGAUCAGUGAUUCUCAGUGAUCACAAUUUAGAGGUGGCAGAGCUACAUGGAUCAAUAAAUCAUUGGGAAAAACAGGUGGAUGAAAUAAAGAAAUCCUGUAAGAUGCUGGAGGACAAAAUGCAUUUUUUCACAACUCACAAGGAAAAGCUGGACAAUAUAUCCAAUAUUGAGAAAACUGAAUAUCUGCAAAAGAUAAAACAGCUGACUGAGAAGCGACUCAGGGUGCAAUCAGAGAACAGAGAUCUACGAGAGAAACUGCAGGCUCUGAUGAGACAGUUGAAGAUCGUCUUAAGUGAGGAGGAUAAAGUUUUUGCACACAAACGGAAGGUCUAUGAUGAAAAUCAGAAACAACUGGCUUUCAUUGCUCAGAAAGAAAACUUCAUAGCACAAAGGAAGGUAGACAUCAGGAAUAUGGAAGAAGGACUCGUCACCCUCCGAGAACUUCAUCAAACAACAAAAGAAACAUACCGGAAACAAGUAAAACUCCUAAGUGAAAACCUGGAAAGAGAAAGUCAGAGAUGUAUUAUAACACAGUGGAAAAUAGCUUGUUUGAGAAAAAAGCAUGCACGCUGGAGAGUCAAAGCGAGGGCAGAGGUACAAGAACUUGCAGAAAAACUUGAGCAAGCAGAACGUAGACGAGCUCAAUUAUUUCGAGAGACCACUCUUAGAGAAAAGGAGAUCGAGGAAUUUGUGGCACAGAUUGGAAAACUUACAGUAGAAUUAAGAGAAGAGGAAGAAGAAUUUAUUACAAAUGAAAAAAUGCUGAUAGAGGAGCUAAGCAAAUAUGAGGAGAUAUUUGUUCAGAAAGCACAAAUUAGUAGAGAAAAAGAAGAUGAGCUGGGUGAUCAGCUUCCACAACUUCAGAUGGCAGAAGAAGAAUACACAGAGAAGCACCGGAAGUUAGAAGCGGUGUGCGCUGUUCUUUCAGCACACAAGGAGGAGGAGAAUAUGAUGAACAAUGGCAUUUAUCAGUUUACGAGGGACUUUUCCAGAUACUUUAACGAUGCGGGGAAAGUGAAGCAAGAAGUAAAACACUUACGAGAUCAAGAAAGCAAAAAAAUUAAAGACCAUUUUGAAAUUCUCAAGAACUUAGAAAAUGAAAUCUACGUAAAUGAUCAAAAAGUAGAGCAUUUGCUUCUGGAAAAUAAAAGAUUAAAAGAAUAUAUUGCAUACCUGAAGGACAGCACAGAGAAAUGGAAGAACGGACAGGAAGCCCUCAGGCACAACUUCAGUAGCCUCUCCUGGCAACUGAUAGUUCAGCAGACAUAUUAUGUGGAUUUGUGGGCUGACUUUCAGACCAUGGUUAAGGACUUGGUGUGCACUGGUGAAAAUACCUUGCAAGAAAUACAAAAUCUAAUAGAUAAGCUGUACGAAAGGGAUGAAAAAAUCGAAAGCAUCAGUACUUGGCUCCAAGGGAAUCUGGAAGAGCUGCGUUGUCUCAUGAAGCAGGAAUCAUCAGUGGACCUGCGUCGUAAGUAG